This is a messenger RNA of Symbiodinium sp. CCMP2592, 1605 nucleotides long. The record is from the annotation of a GenBank genome assembly. NCBI's taxonomy places the organism in Eukaryota, Dinophyceae, Suessiales, Symbiodiniaceae.
AUGGCUCUCUUUACCGAGGCCUUCGCCAUCGGGGCGGUGCCGCAAGUGGCUCCUGUUGCCAGGCUCGCCUCGAAGCCGGAACGACUGGCACCGGAGCUUCGAGAGCGAGGCUCUUCGUCGGCAAUGGUCGCCGCCGCCGCAGCUUUGGUGGUGGGUGUCGUGUCGAAGAGGCGGCCUGUGGAAACACGCAUGGCGGCAGUGGCGAUGCGGGGCAAGAUGGUGGCGCCCAGCAAGAUCGUUUUGGCGGCGAAAGCCACCACCCAGGAGCACGCAGAGGUUGCCAAAGAGAUGGUCUCCGACAAGCCGGAGCAGAGGCCACAGGUCGGCCCAGCCGAGGAGCCCAAGGGCCGGCAGAACAUGGUGAUGGCUGCAGGCUUCCUGGCUGCUGCAGCAGCUGCGGUCAUGGCCGCGAACCCCGCCCUCGCACAGGACGUUCAGGAGGCAGCCUCUGCCGUGGCCGACGCCGCUGCCGAUGCAGGCGCGGAUGACGCCGAAGAGGUCGUUGGCACUGUUGCCAACAGCGGUGGGGAUCUGUUCGAGCCUCUGGUCCAGUUUAACGCUGGCAUCAUUGCCGGAAUUGACAACGUCGUCGAGGAGCAGCUGAAAAUUCCAAACAGCUUCGGUUUCGCGAUCAUUUUCUAUACGCUCUUGAUCAAGUUGCUCACGUUUCCCCUGAACCAGACAUCACUGCGUUCCUCUGCAAUCAUGCAGCUCAUUCGGCCAAAGGUGGAGCAGAUUCAGCGGAAGUACAAGAGUGACCAGGAGACGCAGAACCGCAUGCUGCUUCGUCUCUACGACGACUGUGGGGUGAACCCUCUGGGAGGGUGCAUUCCGUCCGUGGUCCAGAUUCCUAUCUUCAUCGGCCUUUACCGAUCGAUCCUGAAGUUGGCGGAGAUCAACCCAAAGUUCAAGGAGCCCUUCCUGUGGAUUCCCUCCCUGGCCGGGCCCGUGACGGGUAGCCCCAGCUUGGAGUGGCUCACCAGCUCGCAGUCACAGACGGAGUACAUCCCAAGUCUGGGCUGGGAGGAGACCGGGCGUUACCUGAUCCUCCCACUGACUCUAAUCGCCAGUCAGGUCAUCACCCAGAGGAUCAGCAAUCCGGAAGUCGGCAACCAGGGUGGUCCGGCACAGAUCGUGAAUGCCGUCAUCCCGCUGGUGAUCGGCUACACGAGCCUGGUGAGCCCACAGGGCCUCGGGAUCUAUUGGCUUUGCAACAAUCUGGUGACCAACGGCCAGACCUUCUUCAUUAAGAAUCAGCUGGGCGAGGAAUUCCCGGAGUACCGCAAGUACCUGGAUGGCACCCUGCAGACGGACCCUGGGGUGACGGGGUGGCUUCCGCCCCUUUCUCUUUCCUUUCUCUCCUCUGCUCACUCUGGCCACCCUGCACUCCCAACCAAGGGCUUGCUCCUUUCCCUUUCUCUUCUGCCGCGAUUGCUGUACACGGGGGACGGCAAGUGUGCGCUGUACAUCGCGGGGGUUGUUCUGGGCGAGUACGUCGAGAGUGCAGCCCAACGUGAUCCCUCUUCGAGGCGUGCGGGGGAGCUUGACUUCAACUACCACACCGGCUUGGCGGCCCUACAGGUGUACUACCCGCACGUACACUAG